This is a messenger RNA of Carassius gibelio (silver crucian carp), 1267 nucleotides long. RefSeq names its product coenzyme Q-binding protein COQ10 homolog, mitochondrial. Gene Ontology annotation, molecular function: ubiquinone binding. Bases 141 to 857 code for a protein of 238 amino acids. Gene Ontology annotation, biological process: cellular respiration; ubiquinone biosynthetic process. Gene Ontology annotation, cellular component: mitochondrion. NCBI's taxonomy places the organism in Eukaryota, Metazoa, Chordata, Actinopteri, Cypriniformes, Cyprinidae. The transcript is spliced from 5 exons. The record is from RefSeq and is a predicted model, not a curated record.
UCCAGCUCUGCUCGUAACAGAAGAGCGACUCCACCAUCGGGCACUAACAGCGGAGCCGCCGGUUAAUACGGCCAUCGACACAGAUACCAUUCCAUUCACGGAAAAGCUGGAGUGAUUUUACAACCUUUCGAAUAGCACAAAUGGCAAAGAAGGCCACUUCGCUUCUCCUCCGGGCUCUGGAGAUGUCAGAAAGACAGUCGUGCGAGGUUAUGAGGAGAAACUCCAACUGCACCAUCAGACAUUUAAGCUCAUGUGGCAUCUUAGCUACACGACGAGUGAGCUUACGUCCUCCUUCAGCAUCUUCUCAGAUGGUGCCCAGCCGGAGCUUCAUUAACUUAUCAGCCCCCCUCAUAGCGCGGAGAAUGGAGUACUCGGAGAGCCGGAGCAUUGCUUACUCACCUGAGCAGAUGUACAGCAUUGUUGCCAAUGUGGACCAGUACCAGCAGUUUGUGCCUUGGUGCAAGAGGUCAAAGGUGACGAAGGGGCGAAAUGGGGACAUGCGAGCUCAGCUUGAAAUCGGGUUCCCCCCAUUUGUCGAACACUACACCUCUGAGAUCACAGUCAUCCCGAACCACCAAGUCCGAGCGGUGUGUACAGACGGGACGCUCUUCAAUCACCUCGAGACAUUGUGGCGAUUCACUCCUGGAGCUGGGGGCCAGGCCGAAUCCUGCAAUGUGGAGUUCUUUGUGUCAUUCGAGUUCAAAUCUCUGCUCCACUCACAAUUAGUGACAGUAUUUUUUGAUGAGGUGGUCAAACAGAUGGUCAAUGCUUUUGAGACACGAGCAACCAAACUUUACGCCACAGGUGUUCAUCGACAGAAGACAUCAUUCAGAAGAGCAACCCGAGAACCUUGUUAAAACGGAUACAAGGAGAUACAUAACCACAUACAUUGUUAAAAUGUUCUGGAGAAGAACAGAUCCUCUUUGUUAAUCCAGUCUGUGGGAUAGGCCAGCACAGGAAAAAAAGGCCUGCUGGAAAAAAAAGAACACAUUUGAGAAGUAUAUUUAUUUAAACCAGAGAUAUAAUUUAUUGAAAUCAGUGUGUGUGUGUGUGUGUGUGUGUGUGUGUGUGUGUGUGUAAUUUAUAUAAUACCUGUGGAGUGAAAGAGGAAGAUGAUUGCAGUAAAAAUAUUUAAGGAUGAAUGCUUUUUCAUAUUUAUGAUCAUUAUAUUCACACACUUGACAAAAGGGAAAAUAAUCAUCUCUAAAUUAUUAUUGAGUGCACUUUGUCCAGACUUGUAAUAAAACAAUAAUAUAUUUUUUUAAAA